AAGCUUUUAGAGGCAGCUGCUUCACCGGAGGAAAAAAAAGCGUCCAAAAAAAAAAAAAAAAAGCGAAGAGGCAAAAAAUUAAAAAAACUUCUCUCCGCUUUGCAGGAAUUUGCACAGAUUUUGGGGAAAAAUAUUCCCAAACUACGGCAGUCCCGGGGAGGCAGACGGAGUCGUCGUUACCGUAGGAUCCAUCCAGGCUGUGUUCAAGGCUGCAUGACCAACCAGGCAAAGUGAGCAUCGGCCCCUAAGAGCCACACACCCCCAAGAGCCCUCAAACCCCCAGAUUCACUUUGUGGCAAUACGUUUGUGAAAUGAUGGAAGACUCUCAUUUUAAUUCAUCGUACUUCUGGUCUCCCAUCCCAUCUGUACCAGCACAGAUUGAGAAUGCCAUGUUUCUGAACAAGAUGAAGGAGCAGCAGGAGAAGAAUGCAACCUUCUCUCAGUCCUCUGCAUCCCACUACCAAACGGCUCUGCUCACCAUCCCAAACCCUGGGAUAAAGACAGAUGGUGGAGGGCAGGGUGGCGGAGGGACUCACCUCCACCAGGCUCACAGCACCCAGAACAUGCUGUCUGUCCCCUCCACCGGCAUCAUGACAGCAGCGGGUCUGGUCAUCACGACUCCUCAGGGAACGCUCGUCUCUCCCACCUCGUCUCAAUCGUUUGUCUCCGGUCAUCAAGCAACGACCAUGAUCGUUUCAGCACUUCAUUCUGCAGAAAAUCUUAAAGAGUAUUUCUGCUUUCAACCCGGUGCUGUGGAUCCUGUUGCAGAGAAAAAAGAAGGGGACGGUGCUCCCCAUGUUGUUGCGAUGCCGGCGCCCUCCAAGCGAGGCAGAAAGAAGAAGACCACGACGCUGUCCAGAGUCGGUUUGGGGGGAAACGAAACACUAAUACUGGCUCACCUGACAGCAGGCGGACAGGUGGCAUCUUUGCAGCAUCACACUGUCGACCCUUACGACCUGAAAAAUGAAGAGGAGGAACACGGGCUGAAAGACAGCACCAAGACUUACAGGUGCCGGAUGUGUGCGGCGACCUUCCUCAGUAAGUCUGACAUGCAGAUCCACUCCAAGUCGCACACAGAGGCCAAACCUCACAAGUGUCCUCACUGCGCCAAGUCAUUCGCCAACUCCAGCUACCUGGCCCAGCACAUCCGCAUCCACAGCGGGGCCAAGCCUUACACCUGCUCCUACUGCCAGAAAUCUUUCAGGCAGCUCAGUCACUUACAGCAGCACACACGGAACCACACAGAGUCAAAGCCUCACAAGUGUCCACAUUGCACCAAGUCAUUUGCCAACUCCAGCUACCUGGCCCAACAUGUCCGCAUCCACACCGGAGUGAAACCCUACUCCUGCCCCUUCUGCCAAAAGAGCUUCAGACAGCUCAGCCAUCUUCAGCAGCACAACAGGAUUCACACCGGAGAUCGGCCGUACAAGUGUAUCCAUCCAGGCUGUGAGAAAUCCUUCACACAACUCUCAAAUCUACAGUCUCACCGGCGCCAACACAACAAGGACAAGCCGUACAAGUGCAGCAACUGCAACAAAGGAUACAUAGACGCAGCGAGCCUGGAGGUGCACAUGUCCACACACACCGUGAAGCACGCCAGGAUCUACUCCUGUGGGCUCUGCAACCGCACUUAUACCUCAGAAACGUAUCUGGUGAAACACAUGGAGAAACACAACCCCGACCAGCUGAACGCAAACGCAGAACAGGCGAGACAACAGAACCAGAACCAAAGCCAGGUGUCCGCUCAGAGCCGAGACGACGGAGCAGACGGAGGAUCGAACCGAGCAGACGGAGGACAGCAGGGACAGAGCAGCUACCAGACAGACGCCAUGUCCUGUCCCUUUGACCUGCACCAGUAUAAGACUGUGUCUGCCAGUGACAUCCAGUACAAACCAGUCACCGUAGCGGACCUCACUUCCCACAAAGACCUCUGCCUCACUGUGUCGGCAUCCACCAUCCGAGUGGAGCACCUCAACUCUUAGAGGAGAGAGGGGAACGUGAAGAUGGAGGAUUAAAGCAAUACUAAGACAAACUUUCGAACAAGACUGUGCCUGAACUUUUGUUUGAGACAGACAGGACAAACCAUAUGGGUAAAAAGUAUACUGAAGACUAAUUUAGUUUUAUUUUUGUAUUAGUUUGUCUCUCUUGUUUUUCUCUCUGCCUUGUUUGGUCUGUUGUUUCUGUUGUUUAUCUGGAAGCUGCAUGUAAAGGCUGCAAUAAAGUAUGUUUCAGUCCAUCACAGUGAUGGCUUUAUGAUAGGAUGUGAUUCUACUCAUCCUUGUUUUAUCACCUCCUGCGCUUCCAUACACAUACAGUUCUGGCCAUAGCAAUUUAUGGUCUCUCUGUAGAUGAAGCUGAUAGUUGACUGAGAAGGUAAUUUUUUAUACUUUCAUACAGGGACUGACCGUUUUUACAUCACUCUACUGUGUUGUAAAAUGCAUUCAUUCUUUUUUUACCUGAAAAGGGACUAUAGGUUAUUUCCUUUUCAGGAAAGAGAAAAUAUCAAUCAAGUAUAUAUAUAUAUAGAUAUAUAUACUACCAGUUUAUAAAGUAUGAUUAUGUGUUUAAAGGCUGUGGUAAUCCAUAUAACCUAUUUAGUCCCAUUUGUAGGCCUUCACAUAACCUUUGAGGAAGUGAAGAGCCGUUUCAUGUAACCCUAUUGUACUUAUUUGUGUGUGUGUCCUAAAAUGAUUGUUAUCCAAAUAUGUUCUUGCUGUUACACUUCCCUGAUAACAAUGUUUAUAAUACUUCCUUUUAGAUAUACUGACACAUCUGAAUUUUGUCUCUUUUUUUCAGGCUUAAAAAUUCAAUAAACCCUCUGAAAUGUU
Molecule: messenger RNA, 2828 nt
Organism: Trematomus bernacchii (emerald rockcod)
Lineage: Eukaryota; Metazoa; Chordata; Actinopteri; Perciformes; Nototheniidae
Gene: znf384b
Product: zinc finger protein 384 b
Exons: 12
Coding region: 312-1982 (556 amino acids)
Biological process (GO): regulation of transcription by RNA polymerase II
Cellular component (GO): nucleus
Molecular function (GO): DNA-binding transcription factor activity, RNA polymerase II-specific; RNA polymerase II cis-regulatory region sequence-specific DNA binding
Source: RefSeq, a predicted model, not a curated record